GCGACCAUGCUUAGUUCAUUGUUUGAUCUUCGUCAGUUAAUGACAGGGGCUACAAGGUGACUUCUGGCUAUUAAAAAUUUUCACAAGUCGUGUGAAUAAUUUUAUUGGUGAACCAUGGGAGCAGAUCAGAGCCAACUUUCCCUAAAUGACAACGUGAAACAGAACAGCGUUGCAUUUUUUAUCAAUGGCAAAGAAUACAAUGUUAAAACGGAUGCUGACAAAAUUGGUCCAAAUUCCCUACUCGUGGACUUCAUUCGAGACAAGGCUGGACUCACCGGGACAAAAUACAUGUGCAGAGAAGGUGGAUGUGGGGCUUGCGUGGUGUCUGUAAAAUCUCGAGAUCGCACCGAGAUCCGUGCCGUGAAUUCUUGCAUGACUCCGGUCCUGUCCUGUGACGGCUGGGAAAUUACAACCGUUGAGGGGCUCGGCAACAAGAAAGAUGGAUAUCACCCAAUCCAGCAACAGAUCGUCAAGUUUUCGGCUACCCAAUGCGGGUUCUGUACUCCCGGCAUGGUAAUGAAUAUGUACAGUUUGCAGCAGUCAAACCCAAUUUUUAAAACGCAAGAUGUUGAAGAUUCUUUUGACGGGAAUAUGUGUCGUUGUACUGGAUACCGUCCUAUUAUGGAUGCCUUUAAAGCUCUUGCUAGUGACGCAUCUGAGGAAUUAAAAAGAAAAGCGGCCGAUGGAAAUUCGGCAUGUAACGGCUGCCCCAUGAAAAUAAACUGUUGUCAGAACAAGGACAAGGAUAUUGAGGACAUCGAAUGUUGCACUGGUCUUUCACAGAUUUACGUCAAACUCAAAUCUGGCGAAGAAUGGAUUACUGCCACCUCGUUGGAUGACGUUUACACGGCUUUGCAGCGAUUUACCGAGGGAGGCAUGAAGUAUCGGAUCGUGGCUGGAAACACGGGGACAGGCGUUUUUAAGGAUGACGGCCCAUUCUCUGCCUUCAUCGAUAUUAAUUCAGUCCCCGAGUUAAAGCGGAGCAUGAUCGAAACUUCCGGUGUGAAGAUUGGAGCAAAUGUCACUCUUUGUUAUGCCAUAGACCAGCUACAAAAGGCGUCUGAAAUUGACGGGUAUGCGUUUUGUGCACAGAUGAGUAAGCACCUGAAGCGGGUUGCUAAUGUGCCAAUUAGAAAUACAGGAACGUUAAGCGGAAAUUUGAUGAUGAAACACACUCAUCGAGACUUCCCUUCCGACAUAUUUAUGCUACUGGAGUCAGUGGGGGCUAAACUUCUCAUAGGAGCGUCUCCCACGGUAUCGAAGGAGUACAGCAUGAUAGAAUUUAGAGAGUUAGACAUGCGGGGAAAGUUGAUACUUUCCAUAAUUCUUCCGGCUUACAAAGGAGGAAAUUACUAUCUCAAGACCUACAAGAUUACGCGGCGAUAUCAAAAUUCGCAUGUCUACGUGAAUGCUGGAAUUCUUAUUAAAGUCGACACCAAGAAGAAUUUCAAUGUUUUGGAAAAACCUCGCAUUGUAUUUGGCGGAAUUUCGGCCGAUUUUCUAACUAAUACAAACCAAGCAUCAAGCAUCAAAUUUAAUUAUUUACCAAUAACAAUUGAUGAUAGCAAUGUCCCCAAUUUUCAUAUUUUUGCAGGUACAUGCCUCACAAACGGAAAACUUUCCGUUGGUAAAGAUUUAAAUAAGGGAACCCUUACGAGCACGAUGGAUACUUUGGAAGCUGAACUAAAACCAGACGAAACUCCGACGGAUGGAUCCCAAAUUUAUAGAAAAACUCUGGCGCAAUCCUUACUUUACAAGGCAAUCCUCUCCAUUCUUGGAGAGUCGGUAAAAUCAUCCGUAAAAUCUGGUGGACAGGAUUUGGAACAUGGUCCAAUGAGUGGGAAGCAGACUUUCGAGUCGGACCAAAAAGAAUGGCCACUUUACCAACCAAUUCCCAAACUCGAAGCGGAUGUCCAAGCUUCCGGCGAGGCUGAAUAUAUAAAUGACAUUCGCCCUGAGUUUGGAGAUCUCUUUGGAGCUUUUGUCGUCACAACGGUCGCCAAUGCCACCAUUUCCAGUAUAGACGCGUCAGAAGCGCUGAUGACUCCAGGUGUGGUAAACUUCCUCCAAGCUAAAGAUAUUCCAGGGCCCAAUAACUAUACUAUAUUUUACCCAAUUGCUGAAGAGAUCUUUGUGAAAGACAAGGUUCACCACGCGGGGCAAUCGGUAGGCCUAAUUUUAGCCGAGAGUCGCACCAUUGCAUUAGAAGCCGCCAAGAAGGUCAAGAUUGUGUACAGCGACGUGAAGAAACCGGUCCUCGAUAUGAAGGAUUCACUCAAGCUGGCUGAGAAGAAGGGUGAAAAUUGUAUCUUCGAAAUUCGGAAGACUCCUUCAGACAAAAAUGCAUUUGCUAAUGCGACACAAACCAUCAAAGGCGAAUUCCGUGUUGGACCGCAGUAUCACAUGUACAUGGAGACGCAAACAUGUAUCUGCGUCCCGAGAGAGGAUGGGAUGGACGUAUUUUGUUCUACCCAGUAUUCAGACAUGGUCCAAGCCGUUGUAUCUUCCGCCAUCCAAAUGCCGAAUCAUAACAUUAACCUUAUUGUAAGACGACUGGGAGGGUCGUACGGUGGAAAAAUAUCAAAAUCAUGCCUCAUUGCUGGAGCCUGUGCGGUUGCGGCGCACGUGACAAAUCGACCCGUUCGCCUAAUUCUGGAUUUGGAGACCAAUAUGAAAAUGAUUGGAAAGCGACUUCCGUACUUGACCACGUAUGAAGCAAGCGUCGAUGAUUCUGGAAAUAUCGUUAGUUUGAAAGGCUCCAUAUUCUGUGAUCCGGGGUAUACUCCGAACGAGACGACUUCAUUCUUGGCAUCGAUCUUCAUGCAAAACUGUUAUCGUGCCAAAGGGUGGGAAAUGACUCCUGGACGAGCCUUGACGGAUAAACCAUCCAACACAUUUUGCAGAGCCCCAGGAACCCCACAAGGAAUUGCAUCUAUAGAGGCGAUUAUGGAACAUAUAGCUCAUGUUUUAAAGAAGGACCCAGCGGAAGUAAGAGCCACAAAUUUCAUCAAAGCCGGUGACCCACUCGUAGGCCUUCCUGGACAAACUUUCCAAGGUGAAAAUCCCCUCAGUAAAAUCAUCGAUGAUCUUAAAACCUCGGCAGAUUAUGAUGACAGGAAAAAGUUUGUCGAGAAUUUUAACAAUACAAACAGGUUCCGGAAACGUGGGAUGCAUUUAAUGCCCAUGCGAUAUCCGCAACACUAUGCCGAAUUUGAUUCUCAGUUUCCAGUCUUUAUUUCCGUGUAUCGUAUGGAUGGUUCGGUGGCUGUGAGUCACGGAGGAAUUGAAAUGGGACAAGGGAUCAAUACAAAGUGUGCCCAAACCGUUGCAAAGUUUCUGAACGUUCCACUGGAGAAAGUUCGCAUAAAGCCGACAAGUAGUUUGGUAUAGCCGAAUGCUUCCAUGACUGGAACAGCUAUGGGUAGCGAGCUGGUGUGUCAUGCUGCGAUGAAAGCGUGCGAAAUCCUGUUGAAAAAAAUGGAACCAAUCCGACAGGAAAUAAAAGAUCCAACUUGGGAGAAGGUGGUGACAGCGUGUUACAAUAAACAUAUCCUUCUGACGGCUCAAUAUCAAGACAUACCCGGUGAGCUGAAAGGUUACGAUAUCUGGGCCGUUUGUCUAACUGAAGUUGAACUCGAUGUGCUCACCGGUGAAUACAAGAUCGUUCGAGUGGAUCUGGCUGAAGAUGCUGGUAUGAGUCUUUCUCCUGAAGUGGGCAUUGGCCAAAUAGAGGGUGCCUUCGUCAUGGGUUUGGGACUUUGGACGACGGAGAAACUCAUCUAUGACAAGAAUACUGGAGAAAUUCUCACCAAGAAUACUUAGGGAUACAAACCACCAUUCGUCAAAGAUAUACCAGAGGAUUUCAGGAUUACAAUGAUCAAAAACAGGCCAAACCCUUUAGGAGUCUUAAGAUCCAAGGCAACUGGAGAACCUCCUUUGUGCCUCAGUGUUAGCGUUCUCUGGGCCCUCAAGAAUGCGAUCGAUUCUGCAAGGAAAGAUGCUGGAAAUACAGAUUGGUAUCAGAUCAAUGGGCCACUCACGCCGGAAGAUAUUCAACAACUCGCUCUCAUGGAUAAGAAACAAUUUGACAUUUAAUCUGCAUGACUUGCAUUAAGUUGAACUUUUCAUGUAUGUACAUAUAUAUUUUGGGUUCUGUGG
Messenger RNA from Folsomia candida, 4158 nucleotides. Its product is annotated as xanthine dehydrogenase/oxidase-like. Gene Ontology annotation, molecular function: 2 iron, 2 sulfur cluster binding; iron ion binding; FAD binding. The record is from RefSeq and is a predicted model, not a curated record. Lineage: Eukaryota; Metazoa; Arthropoda; Collembola; Entomobryomorpha; Isotomidae.